Otolemur garnettii (small-eared galago) is the source of this 1550-nucleotide messenger RNA. It is a transcript of the gene CREBRF, whose product is annotated as CREB3 regulatory factor. Gene Ontology annotation, biological process: response to unfolded protein; regulation of transcription by RNA polymerase II. Gene Ontology annotation, molecular function: RNA polymerase II transcription regulatory region sequence-specific DNA binding; DNA-binding transcription factor activity, RNA polymerase II-specific. The transcript is spliced from 3 exons. Bases 212 to 1465 code for a protein of 417 amino acids. Gene Ontology annotation, cellular component: nucleus. NCBI's taxonomy places the organism in Eukaryota, Metazoa, Chordata, Mammalia, Primates, Galagidae. The record is from RefSeq and is a predicted model, not a curated record.
UUACUUUGUGUUGUUUGACAGAAUCCCACAGAAUUAUUAAAAAAAAAAAAAACUCACAUUGUUGAAGCAGUCGAAGUGAAGAUAUUCUCGGGGAAACUGCUGUUUAUUGUGAAAAUCAUCUUUGACCUUGGAAUUAAGAGUAAAGCUGGAAAGGAAUUUACAGACAAGAAAGAAAAGAAGUUUGGAAUUGGACUCGGAUCUGGGCUUGGAAAUGCCUCAGCCUAGCGUAAGCGGAAUGGAUCCGCCUUUUGGGGAUGCCUUUCGAAGCCACACGUUUUCAGAACAAACUCUGAUGAGCACAGAUCUCUUAGCAAACAGUUCAGAUCCAGAUUUCAUGUAUGAAUUGGAUAGAGAGAUGAACUACCAACAGAAUCCUAGAGACAACUUCCUUUCUUUAGAGGACUGCAAAGAUAUUGAAAAUCUUGAGUCUUUCACAGAUGUCCUAGAUAAUGAGGGUGCUUUGACCUCAAACUGGGAACAGUGGGACACAUACUGUGAAGACUUAACAAAGUACACCAAACUAACCAGCUGUGACAUCUGGGGAACAAAAGAAGUGGAUUACUUGGGUCUUGAUGACUUUUCUAGUCCUUACCAGGAUGAAGAGGUCAUAAGUAAAACUCCAACUUUAGCCCAGCUUAAUAGUGAGGACUCACAGUCUGUAUCUGAUUCCCUUUAUUACCCUGAUUCACUUUUCAGUGUCAAACAAAAUCCCUUACCCUCUUCAUUCCCUGGUAAAAAGAUCACAAGCAGAGCAGCUGCCCCUGUGUGUUCAUCUAAGACUCUACAGGCUGAGGUCCCUUUAUCAGACUGUGUCCAAAAAGCAAGUAAACCCACUUCAAGCACACAAAUCAUGGUGAAGACCAACAUGUAUCAUAAUGAAAAGGUGAACUUUCAUGUUGAAUGUAAAGACUAUGUAAAAAAGGCAAAGGUAAAGAUUAAUCCAGGGCAACAGAGCCGGCCCUUGUUGAGUCAGGUUCAUGCAGAUGCGGCAAAGGAGAACACCUGCUACUGUGGUGCAGUAGCAAAGAGACAAGAGAAAAAAGGGAUGGAGCCUCUUCAAGGUCAUGCCACUCCUGCUUUGCCUUUUAAAGAAACCCAGGAACUAUUACUCAGUCCCCUGCCCCAGGAGGGUCCUGGGUCAAUUCCAGCAGGUGAAAGUAGCAGCCUUUCUGCGAGCACAUUGGUCUCAGAUUCAUCCCAGAAAAAAGAAGAGCACAAUUAUUCUCUUUUUGUCUCUGACAACUUGAGUGAACAGCCAACCAAAUGCAGUCCUGAGGAAGAUGAGGAGGAUGAGGAGGAUGUUGAUGAUGAGGAUCAUGAUGAAGGGUUUGGCAGUGAGCAUGAACUGUCUGAAAACGAGGAGGAAGAAGAGGAGGAAGAGGAUUAUGAAGAUGACAAAGAUGAUGAUAUUAGUGAUACCUUCUCUGAACCAGGUACUACAAUGCUUAGAGGCUUACCAAACUGACGUUCUGUUACUAUUUUGAUAUAGAAAAUUUUUGUUUGGAUGUUUUCUUUAUUUUAGUUUGGGGAUUAAGUGACUUAAUAUCUUG